Molecule: messenger RNA, 4258 nt
Organism: Boleophthalmus pectinirostris (great blue-spotted mudskipper)
Lineage: Eukaryota; Metazoa; Chordata; Actinopteri; Gobiiformes; Gobiidae
Gene: atp7b
Product: ATPase copper transporting beta
Exons: 22
Coding region: 150-4067 (1305 amino acids)
Biological process (GO): copper ion homeostasis; monoatomic cation transport
Cellular component (GO): membrane; perinuclear region of cytoplasm; trans-Golgi network
Molecular function (GO): copper ion binding; P-type divalent copper transporter activity; ATP binding
Source: RefSeq, a predicted model, not a curated record
AGCCUCUCCCCAAAAAAACUACACUCCUGUGACGUCACGCCCGUGGCCCUCCUUAUCUGUCACGCACGCGCUCCUGGACUUUUACCCUUUUACUCCGGGCCAUCUGAUAACCGCAGCACACACCGACACCGUGCACCGGACUGCAAAACAUGUUCACCCCGAAGUCACCCCGCGGCCUCUCCAGGAGUCCCCGGGCGCCCCAGCCCCCUGCCGCCGCCGCCGCCGCGGAGGAGAUCCGCAUGGUGGACUGUGGAUGUGAGCCCGACCGCACCUGCAGCCUCCACGCCGGCUGUCCGACAGCGGCUGAGGACAAGGGGCCCAUUUCGGACUCGGGCCAGUACGGCUUCGAUAACUUGGCCUACGACUACAGCAGUGAAACCCAUCUGUGUUCUCCCUCAGUAUCUUCUACCACCUUCACAUUUCCCAGAGUCCUGUCAGAGGAGCAGCUCCGGUUCAUCCAGAAUUGUGUGUCCAGGAUACAUGGAGUCCUUUCUACCUCCUCCUCCAUCUCCUCGUCUGUGCUGUCCUCCUGUUCGAUCACCGUGCACUACGAUUCAAAUGUCGUGAGUCCAAAGGGGAUCGGUUUGCACUUGCACAACAUGGGCCACAGUGCGGAGUCGGCCGUGCGCAUCGGAGUGGAGGGCAUGCACUGCCAGUCCUGCGUGCAGACCAUAGAGGCUAACAUCUCCGAGCUAAAGGGCGUCAUCUUAAUCCAUGUGUCUCUCCAGAAUUCAUCAGCGUUCAUCACAUUCCAGUCUCACGUAACCACAGCGGAGGCGCUGGUGGACCGGAUACAGGACAUGGGCUUUGAGACCUCACUGCUGCAGGGACAGGAUGGACAGGGUGGACAGGGUGGACAGGGUGGACAGGGUGGACAGGGUGGACAGGGGGGACAGGGGGGACAGGGGGGGCAGGAAGACUCGGAGCAGUUGAUGGUGGAGGUGUGGAUCACAGGAAUGACGUGCCGCUCCUGUGUGGACUCCAUCACGGGCCGUCUGAGCCAGGAGCCCGGGGUGAGCCGAGUGUCCGUGUCCCUGGAGGAGCAGAAGGGGAGGGUGACCUUUGACCCCAGCCUCACGUCACAAGAGAGGGUCAGGGGGGUCAUAGAGGACAUGGGAUAUGAGGCGUCGCUCACAGAGCCUGCUCUUGAGAGGCCUAGAGCAGCUCCAUCUGAGGGUCCCCCCACAUGGUCCCGGCCCCCGCAGAUGACUCAAGUCCUAAACGGGGAGUGUGAGCAGAAGGUCGAGAGGUGCUUCAUCAGUGUGACGGGGAUGACCUGUGCCUCAUGUGUGGCCAACAUUGAGAGGAACCUGCUCAAACACAGAGGGAUCCUUUUAGUUUUAGUUUCUCUUAUGGCGGGUAAAGCAGAAGUGAAGUAUUGCUCAGAUCUUAUCAGCCCGAUUGGUAUAGAGCGCCUGAUCCAGGACCUGGGCUUUGGAGCCACACUUAUAGAGGACAGCGCCGCCACAGAUGGGAAGCUGAACCUUACAGUGACAGGCAUGACGUGUGCAUCCUGCGUCCACACCAUUGAGUCCAGGCUUACGUCCACUAAAGGGAUCCUCAGAGCCUCUGUUGUCCUGGCAACAAACAGAGCUCAGAUCCACUUCAACCCUGACGUCAUCGGGGCACGAGAUAUAGUCAGAAUCAUACAGGACCUUGGAUUUGAAGCGUCUCUGGUGAAAGAAGGCAUCCGGAACAAUCUGGACCACUCAGAACAAAUCAAACAGUGGAGGAACUCCUUUUUGACCAGCCUGAUUUUUGGUGUUCCAGUUAUGGUCUUGAUGAUCUACAUGAUGGUGAUGGAAUACAGAGGCUCAAUGCACGAAGACCACAACCUCCUCCCAGGGCUGUCGCUGUUUAACCUGUUCUUCUUCUUACUCUGUACCCCCGUGCAGGUAAUUGGAGGGAGGUACUUUUACAUCCAGGCUUACCGCUCCAUAAAGCACCGUACGGCUAACAUGGACGUGCUGAUCGUGCUGGCCACUUCCAUAGCUUACAUCUACUCGUGUGUGGUGCUCAUCGUGGCCAUGGUCGAGAGGGCAGCUCAGAGUCCCCUCACUUUCUUCGAUACCCCGCCAAUGUUGUUCGUGUUCAUUGCACUGGGAAGAUGGUUGGAGCACCUGGCAAAGAGUAAAACCUCUGCUGCUUUGGCUAAACUCAUGUCACUUCAGGCCACUGACGCCACAGUGGUGACUCUGGGAUCAGACCUGUCCAUCCUCAGUGAGGAGCAGGUGGAGGUGGAGCUGGUGCAGAGAGGGGACAUCGUCAAAGUGGUGCCUGGAGGAAAGUUCCCUGUGGAUGGGAAGGUCAUCGAGGGAAGCUCCAUGGCAGAUGAGUCUCUCAUAACAGGUGAGCCGAUGCCUGUGACUAAAAAGGUGGGCAGUAUAGUGAUCGCUGGAUCCAUCAAUGCUCAUGGGGCUCUGCUGGUGGAGGCCACUCAUGUGGGGGCAGAUACCACUCUGUCUCAGAUCGUGCGCCUGGUGGAGGAGGCCCAGACCUCUAAGGCUCCCAUCCAGCAGUUUGCAGAUAAGCUGAGUGGAUACUUUGUUCCUUUCAUAGUUAUCAUUUCUCUGUUAACUCUGGGAGCCUGGGUGGCCGUGGGGUUUGUGGACUUUGAAGUUGUCAAGGAGAAUUUUCCGGGCUAUAACCCCAACAUCUCCAAGGUGGAGGUGAUCGUGCGCUUUGCCUUCCAAGCCUCCAUCACAGUGCUGUCCAUCGCCUGCCCGUGCUCUCUGGGGCUGGCCACACCGACAGCUGUCAUGGUGGGCACAGGCGUGGGCGCUCAGAACGGGAUUCUUAUUAAAGGAGGAGAGCCCCUAGAGAUGGCACAUAAGAUUAAAGUGGUGAUGUUCGAUAAGACGGGCACCAUCACAAAUGGGGUGCCCCUGGUGACCCGGGUGCUGGUGCUGUGGGAGGUGGCCCGGAUGCCCCUCAGGAAGGUCCUGGCCAUCGUGGGCACCGCAGAGGCCAACAGUGAACACCCGCUGGGACUGGCUGUGGCCAAGCACUGCAAAGAGGAGUUGGGCUCUGCAGUGCUGGGCUUUUGUCAGGACUUCCAGGCAGUCCCGGGCUGUGGGAUCAGCUGUAAGGUCUCCAGUGUGGAGCACCUCCUCGAGCAACACGACCAGCAGCACUUCAUCCUCCCCGGAGCCACUACUGAUGAGAGCAGCCUCCUGCCCACUGGAGAGGACACUUCCAGAGGUGAAAACGUUGCGUAUUCAGUCGUCAUUGGAAACCGUGAGUGGAUGAGAAGGAACGGCCAUUCCAUUGGAGCAGACAUUGAUUCGGCCAUGUCCAGUCAUGAAACUAAAGGACAAACCGCCAUCCUAGUCGCUAUUGAUGGCGUGUUGUGUGCUAUGAUCGCCAUCGCAGACACGGUGAAGGCGGAGGCGGCCCUGGCAGUGCACACACUCAACAGCAUGGGCAUAGAGGUGGUGAUGAUCACAGGAGACAACAAGCGAACUGCCAAAGCUAUCGCUGCUCAGGUGGGGAUAAAGAAAGUGUUUGCGGAGGUGCUGCCCUCACACAAAGUGGCCAAAGUUCAGGAGCUCCAGGAGAAGGGACUGCGGGUGGCGAUGGUGGGGGACGGGGUGAAUGACUCUCCAGCGCUGGCCCGAGCAGAUGUGGGCGUUGCCAUAGGAACGGGGACAGACGUGGCCAUUGAGGCAGCUGACAUUGUCCUGAUUAGAAAUGACUUGAUGGAUGUGGUGGCCAGUAUUGAACUUUCUAAGAAGACUGUGCGGAGGAUCAGAAUCAACUUUGUUUUCGCUCUCAUAUACAACCUUGUGGGAGUUCCGAUCGCAGCAGGAGUGUUCAUGCCGGUGGGCCUGGUGCUGCAGCCAUGGAUGGGCUCUGCUGCCAUGGCGCUGUCAUCUGUGUCUGUCGUGGGCUCCUCUCUCCUGCUCCGACUGUAUAAGAAGACAUCAGUGGAGGUGUACGAGGCGCGAGCGGAGGGCCACAUGAGGAGCCUGCGCUCGUCUCAGAUCAGUGCUCAUGUGGGGCUGGAGGGACACCGGCCCCCCGCAACCCGGGACCAGCCCAGCACCCAAGGGAGAGACAUUGUAUAGGAAAGGGAUUCAAGUACACAGACUGAUUUGAUUUGAAUACUGUAAUUAUGUGUCAGGGUCUUUCGAAAUAGACGUUUUGCACUUCUGUAAAUUAUAUUCUGGCCAGUAAAAUUUUUUAUACCUGUAUUCUAGCUUUGAUAUGACCUCAACAAAAUGCCUUAAGAUGUAAAUAAAACCAAAGACUUAAUGCA